AUGAAUUUUAAAGCAGAAGCUUUCUAUUUUGUAAAUCAGGAUGAAAAUAAUUUUCGUUUGCGCUGCUUUAAUUUUUUUGAGCUUGGAAGGAGUUUGAGCUGGUGGGCCAAGUCCUUUAGUCCUUGUGAUCAAGCAAUUGAUCAAGGAGAUGAACCAUGCGAUGAUUCUCGUGCUGAUUUUGUAUGGUUCUAUUUCGAAUCACAAGGAAUUUGCGUAACAUUAGAAUAUACGGGAUGUGGAGGAAACGACAACAGAUUUGAGUCAGAAGCUGAUUGUAUGAUGGAAUGUGUUCAACCUUAA
Clunio marinus is the source of this 300-nucleotide messenger RNA. Lineage: Eukaryota; Metazoa; Arthropoda; Insecta; Diptera; Chironomidae. The record is from the annotation of a GenBank genome assembly.